Jaculus jaculus (lesser Egyptian jerboa) is the source of this 4220-nucleotide messenger RNA. RefSeq names its product casein kinase 2 alpha 1 (gene Csnk2a1). The transcript has 14 exons. NCBI's taxonomy places the organism in Eukaryota, Metazoa, Chordata, Mammalia, Rodentia, Dipodidae. Gene Ontology annotation, biological process: protein phosphorylation. Gene Ontology annotation, cellular component: nucleus; cytosol; protein kinase CK2 complex. The record is from RefSeq and is a predicted model, not a curated record. The coding region runs from base 308 to 1483 and encodes 391 amino acids. Gene Ontology annotation, molecular function: ATP binding; protein serine/threonine kinase activity.
CUGCAGCCUCGCUCUGGUCCCUGCGGCUGGCGGCCGAGCCGUGUGUGUGUCUUCUCCUCCGCCGCCGCCAUAUUGUCUGUGUGAGGCGAGGGAGAGCGCGGCCGCCGCCGCCGCCACUGCCACUUUCCACCACAGAUUCAACCAAUCAUGGAUUGAAUAGAAUAUUAAGAAAAACACGUUGCACCUGUACUGAAACAGUUUGAAGAAAACAGGUCUGAAAUAAGGUCUUACCCCCAACUGCCUCAGAACACGGUGACUGCCAGAUCUUCAAACAUCAAGUUCAGCUUUGUCCGCCAACCUGUCUGACAUGUCGGGACCCGUGCCAAGCAGGGCCAGAGUUUACACAGAUGUCAAUACGCACAGACCCCGAGAGUACUGGGAUUAUGAGUCACAUGUGGUGGAAUGGGGAAAUCAAGAUGAUUACCAGCUUGUUAGGAAAUUAGGCAGGGGUAAAUACAGUGAAGUGUUUGAAGCCAUUAACAUCACAAAUAAUGAAAAAGUUGUUGUUAAAAUUCUCAAGCCUGUAAAAAAGAAGAAAAUUAAGCGUGAAAUAAAAAUUUUGGAGAACUUAAGAGGCGGUCCCAACAUCAUCACACUGGCAGACAUUGUAAAAGACCCUGUUUCACGAACCCCUGCCUUGGUUUUUGAACAUGUAAACAACACAGACUUCAAGCAAUUGUACCAGACAUUAACAGACUAUGAUAUUCGAUUUUACAUGUAUGAAAUUCUGAAGGCCCUGGAUUACUGUCACAGCAUGGGGAUUAUGCACAGAGAUGUGAAGCCACAUAAUGUCAUGAUUGAUCAUGAGCACAGAAAGCUGCGGCUAAUAGACUGGGGCUUAGCUGAGUUUUACCAUCCUGGCCAGGAAUAUAAUGUCCGAGUUGCUUCCCGAUACUUCAAAGGUCCUGAGCUACUUGUAGACUACCAGAUGUAUGAUUAUAGUUUGGAUAUGUGGAGCUUGGGUUGUAUGCUGGCGAGUAUGAUUUUCCGGAAGGAGCCAUUUUUCCAUGGACAUGACAAUUAUGAUCAGUUGGUGAGGAUAGCCAAGGUUCUGGGGACGGAAGACUUAUAUGACUAUAUUGACAAGUACAACAUUGAAUUAGACCCACGUUUCAAUGAUAUCUUGGGCAGACACUCUCGUAAGCGAUGGGAACGCUUUGUCCACAGUGAAAAUCAGCACCUUGUCAGCCCUGAAGCCUUGGAUUUUCUAGACAAGCUGCUGCGAUAUGACCACCAGUCACGGCUUACUGCAAGAGAGGCCAUGGAACACCCCUAUUUCUACACUGUUGCAAAGGACCAGGCUCGAAUGGGUUCAUCUAGCAUGCCAGGGGGCAGUACACCUGUCAGCAGCGCCAAUAUGAUGUCAGGGAUUUCUUCAGUGCCAACCCCUUCGCCCCUUGGACCUCUGGCAGGCUCACCAGUGAUUGCAGCUGCCAACCCCCUUGGGAUGCCUGUUCCAGCUGCUGCUGGCGCUCAACAGUGAUAACCCCAUCUGUCUCCUUAUGCCUGAGCAGAGGUGGGGAAGUCCACCCUCUCCUUGAUGCAGCUUGCGCCUGGUGGGAGGUGUGAAAACACUUCAGAAGCACCGUGUCUGAACAGUUGCUUGUGGAUUUAUAGUAGUUGAGUCAUAAAAAAAUUAUAAUAGGCUGAUUUUUUUUUCUUUUUCUUUUUUUUUUAACUUGAACUUUUCAUAACUCAGGGGAUUCCCUGAAAAAUUACCUGCAGGUGGAAUAUUUCACGGACAAUUUUUUUUUUUCUCCCCUUCCAAAUUCAGUUUGUCAUCACUAAAGAACAAAAGAUAAACUAGCCUCAAUCCCAGCUGCUGCAUUUGGGUGGAGAUUUCUUUUCCUUCCACCAUUGCUCUCACAUUACUAUACUUUUGGGGGUUAUAUCUCAUGCUCUUCUCCAGAGAUUAUAAAACUGUAGCUUCUCAAGGGAGGCCGGAAGAAGGUAGGAAGGACUCAGUCAAUCCAGAACAUUGCAUUAGUAGUCCCUUACAUCACUUUGCUCCAGGAUUGCUUUAGUGGUGUCAUCUGGGCUCUAGUGGAAGUGUGUCUUAGUUAUGUCGAAAUGUUGAAAGUCUAGCCAAAGUGCAGACAGAUGGUAAAAAUUUCUGUUCCAUAUGAAUCAUGUCUUACUGACCCAAUGCUAAAUCAUUUUAAGUCUCAUUUAGUUUAAAGUUGUAAUACCUCUUCCCCCAGACUCUUGCCUUGACCUUUCCCCUUUCAUCUCCUGAUAUGCUGUGCUCCAUAGCUGAUAGGAGAGGGAAGGCAAAAUCUUUUUCAGUUUUGACUUGGCCAUUUUGAAGUCAGUUAGUUACUGGGUAUAAUUUAUUGCUUUUCACAAAAGAAACAUUGUCUAUAUAGGCUUCAUGCUAACAACUCUUUGAAGAGCUAACGGGUGAUGUGGCCAUACUGGGUUUCAGUUUACGCUUUGUAUCUUCUUUUUCUCCUACCUUCCCCUUUCCUCACAUGCCAUCCAGUGAGAAGACCUGCUUCUCAGACUUGUAAAUGUAUAUGAGAGGCCAGAAUGGAGCCACUAUCUCCAAUGAAACAGAAAUGGUAGACCUGUAAUUGUGGGAAACUAUCACCUCUCUUGUUACAUCCCUUGCUAUGUGUAUAUAUAUAAUACUUUGUCCUUCAUAUGUGAAAGAUCCAGUGUUGGAAUUCUUUGGUGUAAAUAAACGUUUGGUUUUAUUUAUCAAGGUUAGAUUUAAGUUCCCUGUGUAAAGGUCUCGCUGGGUGGGUGUCUUGCAUUCAAAUCUGAGGGGCCUGCAGUCCCGUACCAUGGAGGCUUCCCAAAGCCCACAUUUUUAUACACCCCUCGUUUAACCCAUGGUACUGGACAGGGCAGAGAGGCCUUAAAAAAGCACCACAAGCCAAAGUGUCUCUGGGGAUUAAGGAUCCUUUGCCAUAAAACUCAUUCUGUGUCUCCGCAGUGCAGGGAUUGGGGAUAGGAAAGUCGCCAGUUUUUGUGUGUAUGUGUGUAAAGUGGGUUUCCACUGUAUUCCAACCACCUAAGUUUUGUCAGGCGCUUCACUGAGGAAGCCUAGUUUUUUAAGCACAAUAGCAAAACUGUCAGCUCUGUAUUUUCUCCUGUUAUUUCAUUACAGUAGCUGCUUGUGGGGACUAGGAAAAAAUUCUUCCAACAUAUUUUAAGGCCUAAAAUCUUAGUUCCCCAUUCUCCUACCUUUAUAGAUUCACAAGCCUUUCUCACCUGGGCAUCAUAGGUAAACAGUUGUUUGGGGAGUUAAAUUUAACGAACUUAUCUAACUUUGUAACCCAUCUUGGCUUGAGUAACUUUAUCAAGGUGGUGGCUUUAGGGAACGUAAUGGUAAGGUAGAGGAAACUAACACCUCUUUUGAUAACGCUUCUCAAGUGUAGCAAGAGCAAAGGACAAGCACUCUGACUCCGGCAGGGUGGUUUUCUUCCUUGUGGACACUUACAGUGACUAUUUAUUCUACUCGACCCUUGAAGCCCUAGAAUGGUGGGAGGGUUACAUGUUGCAUUUGUACAGAAGCUAAGAUCAUCAGGUGUGCCAGAGGUGCAGUUUGUGAUUGCGUUUGUAUUGCAUUGGAUUGUGAUUUGAACAGGACACUUAUGACUGAUGAAUUCUUUCUUUUGAGGUGGGGAGGAAGGUUGUAGAUCACAUUCUACUCAUAGCUCAGAAAUCUAGGUGUAGCAGAGGCUGGUGUGACCAGCUAUAGACAACUGGGCCUCCUUAGGCCCGUCAGACCUGGCCAGAGCUGAAGGUGAGUGCAGAGGACUCUGAAGUGCCACCCAAGAGCCUUUUAAAGUAAAUGAAAGUAUAAAAACAAGGAAUCACUGCAGAAACAUGGGAAAAGACCUGAUUGUAAGUGGGAGGUAGGGAGGGCCAGGGUUUACAGAGUGACAACUUCUGUGUUGUAAAUUACCUCAUCUGUAUACCUUGUAUUGGGACACUAUUUCUCAGCACUUCCUGUGUGUCUGCAUUGCUUAGAUGGCAGGAGAUGGAUGCCAAUAUAAAACAACUGUUGGCAGUUAACUCUGAAAAUAUUUUUAACUUUGUUUGAAGUGCCCCCUCCCACCUACUUUAGGUUUAAACUCAGAAGUCGUCUCCUCCUUGGUCUAUUGGUUGUAAUUGUAUUGUAAUUGGUAUGACUAAAACAACUGUGCUGGGAAGAAGUUGUGCCAUGAAGGUCUUUAAUUUUUUUAAAAAUAAAAACAUUUAAAUAAAUGAAA